GCACACCCUUCGUCCUACGCUCUCCGCCAAUUGGCUCCGUUCGCAACGUCGAUAUAGCCCGGGCCGUGUCUGGAAAUCUCGCGACAAGUUCCUAACGUAAUCGACAAUGCCUCUCCCAAACAUUUUGAGAAAAGCGAGCAGCUACAUCCUUGGCGAGUGCGGCCAGGACAAUCGACGCGUCAUUUAUCAAGACGGUGAGGCGCUAUUCUGCAAAAAUAACGUCUGCGUGCACCCACCUACGUUAAUGAGACAGCACGCCGACGUGGUCCAUCAUCCCGGUUAUAUGACUAUAACUUGCAAGUUGAACAAAAACUCCAAUUUGCCGACCCUGCACCUAAGUUGGAUACCCAACAGCACGUUGCGCAAGCAUCCUACCGCACUGGAGAAUCUGAGCGGCAGGAACUCUGCCGCGACCUCCCCGCGUUCGCGUUCCCGAAUCCCCGACAAGACAUCGCUCAACGUUUCGGACGCUGUGAGACACGAGCUCGAGAACGAGAAUGAAAACGAAAACGAGAAUGAAAACGAUACCGAGAAUACCGAGAAUACCGAGAAUACCGAGAACGAUAACGGAAAUGGGAAACUAGACGUGUGCUUGGAGGCCAAGGAGCCCGUCGACUGCGGCGACUGCGAACGCGUCUGCUCCGGUUCUGGCUACCGUUUCGGCUAUCAUUUUCUACGCCGUCGAGAUCCAGCCACGGUCGAGCGCGACGAUGAAAAUGCCAAGACCGAGACCGAGAGCGCGACCGGGGCCGCGGCCGAGCCCGAAACCGGGAAACGCGGUCCGAGCACGGAUUCGGUAGAUUCGAGCGGCGACAAGAAUGGAGAUUUGAAAGAGCGGGACAACGACGAGGAGCCGCGCUUCUCCUUCCGCGACGAUACGAGCGUCAAGAGUCGCAGCUUGUCGUUAACGUCCACGUGCAGCUUGUCAAUCUCGGUACCCACCGACGCGGAAGAAGCGCCGUCGUGGAUGAGGUCGCCGGAGCUCUUGGCGCUACAGCACAAUCUUGUCUUUCCCGAGAGCGCGACCGCGUCGCCCGUCACGCUACGCAGAGCGCAUCGAUGCAGGAGAUUCUCGGUCGAUCUCGGCGAGAUGCGAUCCUUGAGACUGUUUUUCGCCGAUCCUGCGUGCACCUGCGGUCAGCUGGUCGUAGCGAGCAGAGAGAGCCAAUACAAGAUCUUGCAUUUCCAUCACGGCGGCUUGGACCGGCUAGCCGCCACUCUGCACCAAUGGCAUCAGUUGCUUUAUCCGCGCUUAAGCACGGACACGGAGGAGACUCUGCCGUACAGGCAUUUCAUGGUAUGCCGGCCGGAAGUGAGCCGAGACGAGCUGCAUCCCGAGGAGGGUCAAGUGCCAAUGAUCACGUCGCUAGUCUGGAAAGAUUUGCUGAAUGAACGGGGCCAAGUGGAGGAUGACCUUGCUCUUCGCAAGGGCAUCUUUCUCGGUGGUUUGGAACCGGCACUGCGAAAGAUCGUCUGGCCUUUCCUGUUGCAUUGUUAUUCCUAUCAGAGCACGUACGAGGACAGAGAGCAGAUCGACGCCAUUAGACGGCAAGAGUACGAGGAGAUAGAGAGACGCAGACUGAGCAUGAAUCCGGAGCAAGCCGAGCAUUUCUGGCGAAACGUCGUGUGCAUAGUGGAGAAGGAUGUUGUCCGCACGGAUAGGGCUAACCCGUAUUACGCCGGUGAGGGUAAUCCCAACGUCGAAGUAAUGAAGAACAUUUUACUCAACUACGCGGUGUACAAUUGCCGCUUGGGUUACACUCAAGGAAUGUCCGAUCUCCUAGCUCCGUUGCUAGCCGAACUCAACUCCGAGAUCGACGCCUUCUGGUGUUUCGCCGGUUUGAUGCAGAGAUCGGUAGCCGUGUGCACUCCGACCGACACAGACAUGGACAGAAAUCUGUGUUAUCUUCGAGAAUUGGUAAGAAUCAUGGUGCCAGAUUUUUAUACGCAUCUGGAAAGGCAUACGGAUGCCUUGGAGCUUCUAUUUUGCCAUCGAUGGAUACUCUUGUGCCUGAAAAGAGAAUUUUCAACCGAGAUUGCACUGGUUAUGUGGGAAGCCUGCUGGGUCAAUUACUUGACGGAUCACUUCCACUUGUUUCUUUGUCUCGCAAUAAUGUGCGUUUACGCGGACGACGUGAUUGCCCAAGAUCUCCGAACGGACGAAAUGUUGCUGCAUUUCAGUUCAUUGGCCAUGUAUAUGGACGGGAAUGUUAUACUUCGAAAGGCGCGAGGCCUGCUUCAUCAUUUCCGUCAGCUUGUGCGCUUACCUUGCACGUUAGCCGGACUGUGCCGACAAUGUGGUCCAGGAAUGUGGGACAGCGCGCACGAUCCGGUAAUAGAGUGCGUAGGCCACGAGGAUACUCACUGUCCCUAUUUAAAUAAUUACGAGUAACCAAGUCACUAAUUUGUAGAAAGAAGGAGGGGAGAGAUCAGUAUUACUUGACGUACGAAUUAACUUGAAUUUUGCAAGUCAAAUUGUUAGAUUAAUCGAAUCCUUGUUCUACACGGAUUUUCUUUACUAAUAAACCUUGAUUACUAGUCUAUAAGGGAUUUCCUGCAAAAAUUACUAAUAUUUAUCGAGUCUAGCCAUAAUGCUCUCUAAAUCUACAUGCGAGUAAAUUCGAUCGUUACACACCACACACAUAUGUCACACGCGACGAUAUGCAUCUUUAUUCUUGUAUGUUGAAGCACUUUUUCGAUUGACCAACAAAGACAAAGAUAUAUUAAUUGUAAUAACCUACGUUAUACACAUUGUUAUCUCGAUUUAAGCCAAUGCCACAAAACACAAAGACAUAUCUCAAAAUCCAAUUUCAAAUCGAGUUGACUUGAAGUCGAUUUCUAAUAAGUAAAACUCACUGAUCGUAUAUCAAUCGAUAAAUAUCUCUGCAGUAUUCGCAAUGUUAAAGACUGAAAGAAUGAAAGAAGAGGAUAAACGAGAGAGAGAGAUAGCUACCAGCGAUCUAGUCCAAGCAGGGAGCUUGUCCGCUAAAAACCAAAAGGAGAAUUCAAAAAGGAGAAAUCAAAUUGCACACGAGAACACGAGAGAAAUGCUAUUUAUUAUGUAAAUACAAGUAGCCGAAUCGUGCAGGGUAUAAAUCAAUAGUAGCGUAUAUACCUUCACUCCAAAGUGUUCACUUCUCGUACGCGUAUGUAUGCGGUAACUCCACAUGAAAGAAAACAAUGUAAAAGAAUAGCGUAGAGCUUUCACAAUAAUUCCUUUUUUUCCUUCACUAUAAUUGCUGAACUUGACGCCAGACUUAACGGUUGAAAAUUCAAUCGACAUUCGCGAUCAAAUUGCCAAAUGUCACAGUCGCACCUAUAUUCCCCUUGCGAAACUUGUUUGAAAACGAAAUUAUUGCGAUAAUUAAACUAAUUUCACCGAGUAAUUUUAAAUAACGAAUGAGAAUAUCGAUCCUUUUUGGUUUAAUAAUAAUUAUUACAUAUGUACGAUAUAAUCCGUUGUCGCAGAUAUACGUAAAGAUAGAGCUGCUUUGUAAUAUUCAAGAUUUUACAGAUUUACCGUGCCUAUGCAACAAGGGCGAGAUUGUAAUGUAUUCCCACGCUGAUUCACUCAAUCAGGUGGAAAUUUUAUCGAAAAUAGCUUUUAUCGCGCUUUUAUCGUGCUAUCUGGUAUCGUUGAAAUCUUGAAGAGAAAUCUAUCUGUGUUAAGAUCUGUGCCACGCAGAUCUCAUUGUCAGUUUGAAAUAAAUAUAAGAAUGUAGAAAUGUGUGUGUGUGUGUGUGUGUAUGUAUGUGUAUAUAAACCGGUGCGAAUAAAUUGGUAAAGUAAGACUUGUA
Vollenhovia emeryi is the source of this 3797-nucleotide messenger RNA. RefSeq names its product TBC1 domain family member 16-like (gene TBC1D16). Gene Ontology annotation, cellular component: early endosome. The record is from RefSeq and is a predicted model, not a curated record. Gene Ontology annotation, molecular function: GTPase activator activity. The transcript is spliced from 6 exons. The coding region runs from base 107 to 2392 and encodes 761 amino acids. Gene Ontology annotation, biological process: activation of GTPase activity. NCBI's taxonomy places the organism in Eukaryota, Metazoa, Arthropoda, Insecta, Hymenoptera, Formicidae.